AUGGAUCGAGGUUCUUUGCAAAUAUUGUGCGAAUUAUCGAGAAAUCAUGGAGUACAGAAAGAAAUUACCAACCUGGGCGCCGUUCAACUUCUCGUUCGACUUCUAAAAGGCCCAGAACCACAAUUUCAGUGUCUAGCCGCUAAUACUAUAGCUAAUUUAGCGAAAGUAUCAAAGGCUAGAAAAAUAGUGAGAAUGUCUGGAGGAAUUCCAAUAAUGGUUGACCUGCUUGACGUUCCUAAAAGGUUGCUCGUCACUCCUAGAAUUAGUCUAACCGAACAUGAAUUAAAAAAAAACUAUCAGUAUGAUAUUCAACAUGAAGGCAUGAUAAAAGACAUGGUUCACUUUUUGUCUGCCGAAAAUGCUCAGCUGAAGAAACAUUGCGCAUCAGCAAUAUUCAAGUGUGCAGAGGAUCGGACAACGAGACGACUUGUUAGGGAGCAAGGAGGACUCGAAUCUCUGGUAGCAUUGGUUAAACAGGAUUCAUGCAGAUCCGACAAAGCACUCGUAUCUGCGGCCACAGGAGCCAUUUGGAAAUGUGCUAUGUCCUCUGAAAACGUACAACGCUUAGAUGAACUUGAUGCUAUCGCAGUCUUAGUAGAUCUACUUCAGUUCGAAGAUGAAGAAGUAAGAUUUCAUUGUUAUCCCCUUUUUUUACGCGUUUUUCCUCAAGAAAAUAAAAUCCUUAUACUCUGA
Messenger RNA from Nezara viridula (southern green stink bug), 693 nucleotides. Lineage: Eukaryota; Metazoa; Arthropoda; Insecta; Hemiptera; Pentatomidae. The record is from the annotation of a GenBank genome assembly.